Pimephales promelas (fathead minnow) is the source of this 3696-nucleotide messenger RNA. RefSeq names its product TNF receptor-associated factor 2. The record is from RefSeq and is a predicted model, not a curated record. NCBI's taxonomy places the organism in Eukaryota, Metazoa, Chordata, Actinopteri, Cypriniformes, Leuciscidae. Gene Ontology annotation, molecular function: zinc ion binding; ubiquitin-protein transferase activity; tumor necrosis factor receptor binding. Gene Ontology annotation, cellular component: cytosol; cytoplasmic side of plasma membrane; plasma membrane signaling receptor complex. Gene Ontology annotation, biological process: positive regulation of canonical NF-kappaB signal transduction; tumor necrosis factor-mediated signaling pathway; regulation of apoptotic process.
UCCUGUGAAAGAGCACGCGCUCUUCUCAACAAUGUCGACCACCAAAACACAGCAGCCGCGCCGCGCGCCUCGAUCCGUCACAGCGCGAGCACAACCGAGCAAAUGAAAGCGAAAUCUCAUCGCGGUGCGACCAGGAACGUUUAGAGCGGGACAUGGCUGCUCAAGAACCCUCCCCCCCGUCCUCCAUGGAGAACAACAAGCCAGGGUUCCCAAAGAAGAUCCUGGCCAACAAACUUGAAGACAAACAUUUAUGCAACUGCUGUCAGAACAUUUUGAGAAGGCCGUUCCAAGCUCAGUGCGGUCAUCGCUUUUGUUCUUACUGCUUCAACCGGGCUGUUGGAUCUGGACCACAGAAAUGUAAUGCCUGUAUCAAGGAGGACAUCUUCGAAGAGCCCACGUCAAUUCUCAAACAAGGCUGCGCGUUUCCCGACAAUGCUGCCAGAAGAGAAGUUGAAAAUCUUCCAGCUGUGUGCAUCAACGAGGGCUGCGCCUGGAAAGGCAGUAUUAAAGAUUACGAGUUGAGCCAUGAGGGGAAGUGUGAGUUCAUGAUUCUGUCCUGUACCUUGUGCAAGGAGCUCAUUAGAUUUAACGAACAGGAACGUCAUAAUGAGCGUGUGUGUCCUGAGAGAACGCUUAACUGCAAAUACUGUAAAGAACCAUUUCACUUCAAAAACAUCAAGGCCCAUGAUGAGAUCUGUCCCAAAUAUCCUAUGAUUUGUGAAGGAUGUGCGAAGAAGAAAAUCCCCAGGGAAAAGUAUGUUGACCACAUCAAGUUCUGCAGCAAAUUCAGGACUCCGUGCAGAUAUCAUGUGGUUGGCUGUGACAUGUCAGUGGAGAAGGAGAAGAUCCACGAUCACGAGCGUGCCUGUGCUCACGAACAUCUAAACCUGCUGUUGCACUACAUCAUGGGCAUGAAGGUCAGUCUGGAGGGCCUGCAGCCACAAAGCCUGGAGCUGGCGGGUCACAAAGCUCACGAGCUUCACCAGGUGCUCCGAGACCUGGAAGCCAGAGUGAGUCAGCUGAGCGCCAUCCCCGUGCAGGGGGUUCCCUCCUCUUCGUCUUCGUCCUCCUCCUCCUCCUCCGCGUGUGCCGUCGCUCCUCCACCUCCUCUGCCCACGUCCUUCACGCCUCUGCCCAGCUCGGUCGGCGCCGCCCUGGAACUGCAACUCCACAGCGAGAAGACCAAGGUGGCAGAUCUGGGCCGGCGCUGCCAGGACCUGGAGGUGAAGGCGGGGACGUUUGAAGAUGUGGUGUGUGUGCUGAAUCGAGAAGUUGAGCGCUUCGCCACCACCAUGGAGGCCAGCAACCGACAACACAGACUCGAUCAGGACAAAAUCGAGGCUCUUAGCAACAAGGUUCGUCAGCUGGAACGGCAGGUGGGUGUUAAAGACCUGACUGUUGCUGAAAUGGAGGGCAGACUACGGGAGAUGUCCGCAACCACGUUUGAUGGCGUCUUCAUCUGGCGGAUUUCAGAUAUUACUAAAAAGAGACAAGAUGCCAUUGCUGGACGGGCGCCCGCCAUGUUUUCACCUGCAUUUUACACAAGCAAGUACGGCUAUAAGAUGUGCCUGCGCAUUUACCUGAACGGGGACGGGACGGGUCGUGGGACUCACCUCUCGCUGUUUUUUGUGGUCAUGAGAGGAAUGAGCGACGCGCUGCUCAAAUGGCCCUUCAACCAGAAGGUCACACUGAUGCUGCUGGACCAGAGCAACCGAGAGCACAUCAUCGACGCGUUCCGUCCCGACAUCACUUCCUCCUCGUUCCAGAGGCCCGUAAGCGAGAUGAACAUCGCCAGCGGCUGCCCGCUUUUCUGCCCGCUGUCCAAGCUGGAGGGCAAGAACGCGUACAUACGGGACGACACCAUCUUCAUCAAAGCCAUCGUGGACCUCACUGGCCUUUAGGUUUUCUCCUCCACAGCAGGAGGUUUAUUCCACGACGUCUGUUUGGACACGUUUCCCUGCAUGUGUUAGGCCGUCACAAACGUAGUCCCAGGAAGGGUCAGUAGAGCUCUAUAACAGGAAAAAGGGGUGUGAAACACUGGAAUUGAACGUGAAGUCCGGUCCAGUCACGUAGCGUAGAGUUCAGACUUUUUGCAUCACGGUAAAACGCGUUCAACGAGUAUUGGUCACAGUAGAACGAACAGGCUGAUUAGCAGUUUGCAUGAAAUCUUUCUUUUUCAUUGGUAAGUGGGUAAACUGUGCACACUGCUAAACUGUUUUGGAGGGUCAAGGGGGUUAUAAUUGUCAUACAAGAAGUAUAGUGAGGGUCUUCAUUUAAUCGGUGUUUGGCUACAUCUGUGGAAGAUAGUUUGAAGUUUUUAAAGGUACAAAUCUUAGCGUAGGUGUCUGUGAAAUGGUCCUGAGCGGGAGUCACGAAGUUAUCGCGUCGCAUUUUGUAUCUUUUUUAAGAAGCUACGACGAGUCUCGUUAUUACUUUUGUAAAUAGGAAUAUUUAUACAGUUUACUUGGUACAUCGGGAGCUUGAGUUUAUGGUGUUUGCCGGCUUCAUGGUGUGCCAGUUUGUAUUUUAUUCCUUUUAAAUCGUUCUUCUCACUGCCGAAUGACGUACGAGGCAGUUUGUGUGUUUUCUAGGCUGAAUUGAAGCUUUUGAGAUGUUUACACAGGACCAAGCUUUUGCUAUACAGUCGUCUUUUAUAUUUGGCGAGUUAACCCUUUUAAACCAGUUAUGACAACUAUUGAAACUUCUCUGUGCACGGGAGGCCUCAAUCUGCAAAUGCACAUGAUAUUUUAUGAUCACAGACAGUUUUCUCAUCCAGUGAGUGACGACACCACUGCAGACACAUAUUUAGAGAUAAAUGAAAUAAAUAUUAAACGUAAUGAUUAUUUUAUACGACACACUGCUUCUAGCAGAUAUUCAUACUAUAUAAGCAAUCGAUAUGUAUCUUUAUAUAUAACCAUAAACUCUCAAAGCGAGGGAUCUUUAUACAGGAAAUGUAUAUACAGUUUACAUCUAUUUUAUUAUAUUUAAUGCAUAUUAUUUACAUAGCUGUACAUGUGCAGUCAUGGUGGUUUAAAACUAAUUUUAACUUCUUCUUAGUAAAUCGUCAGAAAUACAAAUUAAUUUGUACAUGCGAUGCCUUGUGAUAACUUGAAUCCGAUCACUUGAUGCGAUAUCUGAAACUGCAAUACUGAGAAAGCUCAACUUUAGGGCAUUUAUUAAAAGGGACAAAAUAGAUGGUACCAGACAUUAACAAAAGAUAUGUUAUACUGUGUUUCUGUGACAUUAUUUGUGCCAAAUAUCCAUAGUGAAGUGCUGUUAGAGUUAAUAGAUGAUGAUACGUCCUUUAAUGAAAACUGAUUGAAUGUAUGUCAAACUCAAAAUGUGCAAUUUUAUAAAAACAAAAACUUAGUGUAUACUGUAUUAUUUCGUCCCCUUUCCAUUUUAAAUAGAAAUUUGUGACAAGUGAAAUUUCUUGCUAAUUUUUUUUAUUAUUAUAUUACAAUGCUAAUGAUAUACCCCCAAAUUUGUUGGUAAAAAGUUUAGAAAUGUUGCGCAUACCAAAUAAAUUAAUCCCAGAUUUUCAUUAAAAGUUGAUUCUGACAGCUCAAUAGUUUACCUGUUUAGAAAGACGUUUUUCCUGUACCCAUUUCUUCUUUUUUUUUUAAUUUUAUCCUAGUAUGUUUCUAUGUAUGAUGCAAAAAUUGUCAUAAAACAUUCACAUUUCACAAACCUUGA